Molecule: messenger RNA, 2505 nt
Organism: Bufo bufo (common toad)
Lineage: Eukaryota; Metazoa; Chordata; Amphibia; Anura; Bufonidae
Product: leucine-zipper-like transcriptional regulator 1 homolog
Exons: 9
Coding region: 205-1494 (429 amino acids)
Cellular component (GO): Golgi apparatus; cytoplasm
Molecular function (GO): protein binding
Source: RefSeq, a predicted model, not a curated record
CUCCGCCCCGGGGUCGGGCUGUAGAGGCUUCUGGCUGCGGUUCGGGAGUUUCUUCAGUGAUUGGGCCUGAAGUUCUGUCACAGGAUGUGUGCGCCGACAGGGCGCUGGCUUCAGGUGUCAUGUGACCGAUUUUUACCUGCGGAGAGACGACUCCUGGGGUCAUUUAGGAUGAGACGCAGGCUGUAGGGGGCAGCGUGGGAGACCAUGCCACAGAAGCCGCCGAGCAUGAUCACGGAGAGCGCUGACUGUGCCUGGGAGCCGCUGUCCCGCAGGGAGGAGGUGCCGUGUGACCGCUUCAAGCACGCCGCGGUGGCGUAUGACGGCUAUGUGUACAUCCAUGGCGGCCGGCAGGACAGCGUGCUGGGAGACUUCUGGAGAUACAGUAUAGCUCUCAGCCGAUGGGAACAGCUUCCCAGCUGCAGACGAGCUCCGGAUAAACUGGAAGGACACUCCAUGGUGGCCCACGAGGGUGUGCUCUAUGUAUUCGGGGGAAUGGUGGACUUUGGGGCCAAUCGGGACAAUACCCCGCUCUGGAUGUACGCGACGGACACAAGACGAUGGUGUGAGUUCAAGGCCCAGGAAGGACAGGAAAAUAGACCCACGAACAGAAAGGGGCACAGUGCGGUCGUGAACCAGUCGGCCAUGUUUGUGUACGGAGGCUACUUCGAUAUUGAGGGGGCGGUGGAGGAAUUCUGGGUGUAUUAUUUUGAUACACAGAAGUGGUCUCAGCUGUGCCCUCACACACGGGGCAUGGGCCCGGGGCCACGACAUGGACACUCCUGUGUUACCCAUAAUGCUGCCAUGUUCCUGUUCGGUGGACUAAAGAAUAUGGCCGAACAAAAUGACUUCUGGAGAUUUGAUUUUCGGAGACACAACUGGUCAGUCAUCAAAACCAGUUUUGGCCCCCCGAAAUUGGUUGGACAUGGUUCUGUGAUCCAUCAGGGCUGCCUGUGGAUAGUCGGAGGAGGUUUACCAUCUCGCACUCCAGCUCACAAUUUAUGGAGAUAUCACUUUGCUUCUUGUUCUUGGAAGAAAUUCUCGAGAGUAAAGCAGCGGGUGGACUGUGCGCGGGUGUAUCAUUGUGUGGUGGCGGUGGGCGGUAGAUCCACAUCUGGUGGCAGGAGCUCCUCUUUGUGCAGUGAACACCCGGAGGCGCUGGGUGGUGACUCCUCCGCGGAGAAGCUUUACUCCUUCCUUACUUUGGGCUCUAACAAAGUCUCCACGCUCUCCGCCUGCAACCUCAUAGAGAUGAAAACUUUUAAUGAGCGUCCGGCGCCCACCGCGCUCUGCUCGUGCUCGUUCUCCACAGGCGCCGAUGAGCAGCGCUUGCUGACUGGUUACGAGAACGAGUCUUUCACGCUCCUGGAGGAGGGUUAUCCGCAGACCGCACCGUCCUGUGGGGAUCCAGCGGAGGAGGAGUUCUUCCUGAUGAUCGGGGGGAAGCCGCUCUCCAGACAUUGUGAGAUCUCCAUAGGUCGGGUUAUGAUGAAAUAGUGAAAAUCAGAGAGACAUCGUCUGGAUUAUCUGUUACAUUACAAUACGAAUCACCAUUGACGGCGAGUGAGGGGUGACCUGUGUGUUACCAUGGUUACAGCACUGCGGUCCCUGGCAUCCAGGUGGCGCCUCCACAUCUAGACCAUGAAUGAAGUUCUGAUGUUGGACGGACGUGUGGAAAGAAUCUUUAUAUGUUUCUCAGACCUAACGCAAAAUGCUGCAUUUACAGGAGCAAUGGUGCUUUUAAAGGGACACUACACCUGUAAUCUGUGGAGGUGUAGUAUGCGGUAUGUUAUUCUGUGUUAGCAGCUGUUCCAGGCUGACCGCAGUGUGACAAGUUAGUAGAGGUGCAGAUCCCCUCCAUUUAUAAUGCUAUUGUGAAAUUUAGAUUACUGGCCCUUUAAAUCUUGGCUAGAUGUAAUUCUAUAUAGAAGCUGCAGCUGAUCCUUGGAGGGAGCGUCUCAUAGGACAGACUGCUUGAUGCGCAGGUUAAUUAAUAAAUGACCCCCACUAUAAUCAGACAUGAGCCACGUCUCCACCCCGGACUGGUGCUGCAGGAAGCCCCCUGACCACAUAGCCUACUCGGGCAAACGCACGUCACUGAGGGGGGGCCGCGCCUGUUCAUAGACUUCAUGGACCACCAUUCAUUUGAUCAACUUAUGAGACAAUCCCUUUACGGAAAAGCAAAUGGGGUAAACAAGUGCCUUUUGAGCUGCAGGAUACAUGGCAGCAAAGGGAAAACUGUAAAAAAAAAACGCCAUAACACAAGGAGCUGUACGGGAAGCCUCAGUAGUGCAGACCGCCGUCUUCCAUAUUUAUGUGCCAAAUAUACAAUUGCCAUGUUAUCCAGGGACAUCAUCCAGUGCCUUACAUUGGGAUCUGAAAGAGAAUGUUACCUAUUGUUUAAAUCAUGUUUUUAUGUUAAACACAUUUUUGAUGGUUAUUUUUAAUCUUCCAUGUCAAUAUCUAUAUUUAAACAAAACCAUAAAAUCCUGCAGUUUUUGCACUGGC